Messenger RNA from Soboliphyme baturini, 3049 nucleotides. The record is from the annotation of a GenBank genome assembly. Lineage: Eukaryota; Metazoa; Nematoda; Enoplea; Dioctophymatida; Soboliphymatidae.
UUACUGUUUACUUUCCAUCAAUGUAGGCUGAGAUUUAAAAAUCAAUCGCGCUUUUGUUCUUUAAAAUGUAAACUAUUUUCGUAUUUGAUAUUCGUAGUUCUUGGCCCUGAAGUUCGACACGUUCGACAUCGAAGGGUACGAAGAUCAAGAAUGUACUUACGAUCGGCUGGCUUUCUACCACGCCUCCGUUGCCGACAGCCUUGGAAAACCGUGCAGCAAGAAAAAUCUUGAAGUUCCGUCUUUAGGAAUUUACUGCAAUCAUCAUGAACCCUCGAAGGAAGUAGUUUUCGAAACUCACGACCUCAUAGUGGAGUUUUGCACCAACUCUGCCGUAAAUGCGAAAGGGUUUUCCCUUCGCUGGGAAGCAACCGAUCGUCAAGCUACCGCAUUAAAUCAGGAACAAAGCGUGAAAACGAAAGCGGCACAGGCAACAUCUGGCAACUGUGGAUCUGCCAUAGAGCUGGGGCCUGACGAAUCGAUUGAGAUCGUCUCACCAUCCUUUUCUACCGGUGCUUAUCCGCCGGAUGCCAACUGUAAUUGGAGCGUUAAAACUUCGACGAACUACCUGCAAAUUAAAUCGCUGUUGUUCAACGUCGAGGGAUACACAGUGGACUGCUUCUACGACAAACUGACAGUUUCAUUCUGCGACAAGUACGGUGGGCAACAGGUGGUCGAUUACUGUGGCUCGCGCCCGGGCUCAGGUCCUGAACUGAUGAUCAACAAUUCGUUCAACUGCGACAUAAACAUGCAUUUCCAAUCCGACAGCAUGAUACAGCAGCAAGGUUUUAAACUGCGACUGUGGGCUUUCAUCCCUGUCACUGACCUGAAAAAUUCUUCGUUGGUCACUCGUGAUGAAUCGGUCACUCUUUACUCAUUUGGAUAUCCAAUGGCGUAUCUACACCGCAUGGACACCUACCAAACAGUUUACCAGAACGAGGGUCCAAAUACUGUAUUAGUGCUUAAGUUCCACCAUUUUGAUCUUAGAGAUAACGAAGACUUUUUAAAAGUUGGGUAUGAACCAUGGCAUCAACAGUCUGGUGAACAGAUGUGGCCUCUGCUGUAUACCGGCGUCAUUCCCAGCAAUUUCAGCGCGACAAUAUCAGCCAGGCAACUAUUGUUUCACUUCACCAGCGUUGGCGGCAUGGUCUAUGACCACAGCUAUCUUAUCGAAGUCGAACUUCAACCGCUAGUAGUAUGUCCACCUGGCGAAUUCGCCUGCAAAUCUGGCAACCAGUGCCUACCAGUGAAACAGUUUUGCAACGGUGUACCGGAGUGUCUUGAUGGUUCUGACGAAACAAACAGUUUCUGCAAGGGAUACAAUUUCAGAACAUGUGGCGUGAGUCACAUUCCAUCGAACAUAGUGCCAACAGAUCAGGACCUACUGAAGAGUCACCCUGCGAAAAGUGGCAGUUGGCCGUGGUCCGUCAACUUAUUCCUACCGUACUAUUAUCCGUUUUGUGACGGCACCUUAGUAUCCACAGGAUGGGUACUCACCUCAGCUUCAUGCUUCCAACAACGAAACAGCUUCUACGGCAAAUAUUUUGUCAGUAUUGGUGGCUACGAUGUAGAUGCCGAAGAACCGUUUGCACGUAACGUUCAAAUCGCCGCAGCUUAUAUCAAUCCAGAUUUCAAAUACGUAAAUGGAGUACCUCUUGAAGAUACGAUGCUACUGCGUCUGGCUGAAGAGGUGCCUCUAAACGAACGUAUUAAUGUUGCGUGUUUGCCGUACAUGUUCGACUACGCAGCUCCUGCUGGAAGAAAAUGCGUUGCUACCGGAUGGGGAGGGAUUGCAGGGACGAAGGCACUGCUUUGUGGUUCGUUGUGGUCAGCGUACGAACAGGUCACUGAUUUGGAGAUAAUUGGAAAAAUAUGUUCUUUCGGUCCGAUCAUGCUAAAGCCAUGCGAUUUCGCAUCGGAAAUUUGAACGGACUAUCCUAACGUGCUACAGGAAAUUGCGACAGAAGUCAUUAACAACAAAAAUUGUGCUGAACUGAUGAACAUGAACAGCGCGGAUGUCAACGGCACGAUGUGUACGAAAAGCGAAGAUUCAGUUAAAUCAUGCUACGGCAGCCCUGGAGGACCGCUGACGUGUCAAAACUACGUUGGGAAAUGGAUGCUGCAAGGGAUAACUUCUUACGUUGGGUGCUAUCUGCCCCAGGCGACACCAGUUGUGUAUAACCGCUGUGGCCCUCGCAAUCUUGCUGCCAACCCCAUGGAAACUCGUGCUUGGGGAGUCGUCUUAUUGACGUUGGUGCGAGGGUGGAAUUGUUAUGAAUGCGAAAGAUUAUAUGAAGUGAUUAAAGGCUUCCAACAAUGCCAGCUCGGAAAGAUGCUGGAAACUAUCUUGGCCAGUGAGGAAGGUUUUUUUCCUAACAUGGAGAAGGAUCUGCGCUGUGUUUUGCGGAAUUUUUUUCUUGACACUGUCUGCUGCAAUCUUUCGCUUUCGUUUUGGCUGAAAACUAUCCUUCGUGGUUAUUCUAGUCGAUAUCAAGCUAAACUGUUAUUUUUAGUGUAUGGGCCAGAGAAAGACGGUUACGUGGAGUGGGGCGCGGUGAAUGACCCUACAGUGCGAUAUUCGCCUUCUUUUCAAGCAGGAAUUAGGCGGAUGGCUAAGGCAUUGCAUGUUCUCUUGAAAUUUACGGAUCUUGGACAAAAUGCAGUUGUUUUGAUAUUUUGCGAACUGACGAUGUUUUACCUUCGAUGGCAUCCUGCAUGUCUUGCUGAAAUGAUCAUCUGGGUGAAGCAGCCACUUGCAGCCGAGUUCUUUUUCCGUAAAGCAUUUCAAGGUGAAUACCGGGAAGUGUGCGACUUGUUUAAGAGAAGCUUGAUGGCUAAUUCAAUGAAAGGAAUGAGCAACGAAUGGCUUAUACACAUGUUCCUGAAUCUUCUGCGUAACAUUCCAUCUGAUUCACAGCUGUUGAGAGAACUAGCAGGAAACGAACGAUUGUACAACUCAGCACUGAAUACAGCUUUGGAUGGAUGCGGUAUCUUUUUUAGAAAUAUUUUUUUGACGGGUUCUACCCUUUUCUACAUUCAUUCUGUUAAGUGA